This is a messenger RNA of Mobula hypostoma (lesser devil ray), 681 nucleotides long. Its product is annotated as aldehyde dehydrogenase, mitochondrial-like. Lineage: Eukaryota; Metazoa; Chordata; Chondrichthyes; Myliobatiformes; Myliobatidae. Bases 1 to 513 code for a protein of 170 amino acids. Gene Ontology annotation, molecular function: aldehyde dehydrogenase (NAD+) activity. The record is from RefSeq and is a predicted model, not a curated record. The transcript has 6 exons.
AUGUCUACCCCAUCACUGGUGGAGAAACUGAAGGAGCUGGACUUGGCGCAGAUCGCGCUGCUGCCUACACGGAGAGGCAUCAGUGCACAAAGGAGUCCACCAGGAAUUGUCAAUAUCAUUCCUGGUUUUGGACCAACUGCAGGCGCGGCUAUUGCCUCCCGUAUGGACGUAGAUAAAGUUACAUUUACAGGAUCCACGGAGAUCAAGCACAUAUAUUGGCCAUCUGAUCCAGCAGGCUGCAGGAAGAAGGUGACAUUGGAGCUGGGUGGGAAAAGUCCUAACAUUAUAUUUUCUGAUGCUGAUGUGAACCAUGCAGUUGAGGAGGCCCAUACAGCUCUGUUCUUUAACCAAGGGCAAUGCUGCUGUGCUGGAUCACGCACGUAUGUUCAAGAAUCUGUGUACGACGAAUUUGUAGAGAAGAGCGUGGAAAGGGCAAAACUUCGUACUGUGGGAAAUCCAUUUGACGCCAAGAAUGAGCAAGGAGCACAGAUUGAACUGCUGCUGCCAAGAUAACAGAUUUCAGACACAUGCUGGUGAUAAUGAACCGGAUUCUGACUUACAGUAAUCAGCACCCGGAGGAAACCCACACAGUUACUGGGAGAGCCCAGUGGGAAUUGAACCUGGGUCACUGGUACUGUAAAUCCUUGUGCUAACCACUACACUACUGAGCCGCCCCCUGAA